This is a messenger RNA of Anthonomus grandis grandis, 2000 nucleotides long. RefSeq lists its product as uncharacterized. NCBI's taxonomy places the organism in Eukaryota, Metazoa, Arthropoda, Insecta, Coleoptera, Curculionidae. The coding region runs from base 498 to 1913 and encodes 471 amino acids. The transcript has 7 exons. The record is from RefSeq and is a predicted model, not a curated record.
ACUAACUGAGCUAUUCUCAUGAAACAAACUUAAGUAAAUUAAUCAGAAUAUUCUCUAAAAGUCUGGUGAAGGUCCCAAAAAAAUUUCCAGCUUUUUAGGGGUGAAAUACCCAAUAUAAUUCUAAAAGAUGGUCGUAGAAGGUCCUAAAACGCAAACUGUUAUUACCCAUAAAUUUACUAUAAAGAAAAUUGGACCUCUGGCCUUAGCUGACAUGCCAUAAAUUCAGCGACAGCACUCGGACUUUCACGUUGUCAAUUUUGUUUUUUUUAAAUUGGGAGUCUAUAAGUUCAGUAUUUCCUUUAUCAUUUAUUUCUCGUGAGCCAUAGAGUGUUUAUAAAUAAAACGCGAAAACAAAGCACCUGGAUCCCUGAGGCUAUUUUUAGCACCAUAACAGUGUUUCCAUCCAGACUGUGGACAUUAUUUAUUGUGGGGUCAAAAUAUCAACAAACUGGUUUUUAGAUUUGUGGUGUAAAAAUUUAAGUUAUCGCAAAGUUAGCAUGUCACCUAAGAAACAGCCCCAAUCAUUAAACAGCCUCACAAUUGAUGUUCUGUCAAACCGACUUAUAGAAGUGCUAAGUGAUGAUGAGGGCAUCUACAGCUCGGAUAUUCAAAAGUUUAUGGCCUCGUCCACUUCUGAUGGAUUACAGUCUUUACUCGAUAAAAUCUUAGGUUAUGUUAAUCUGGAUGCUAACACCCGGUAUAAUUGCCUGGAGGUUCUCCUACGGGAGGAUGUUAAAACCUUAGAAGUUGGAAUAUUUCCCAGGUUUUACUAUGUUAAGAUUUUAGACGUGAUUGCGCAACGUGGUACUGGACUGCAACACCUCAACCUUAAAGGAGUAUGGGCCAGAGACUACCCUCACCUCUUAACGCACUUACUGUUAAGCCUCAAAUUCCUCAAAACUCUGAUGAUACCUCAUAUGGCUGACGAUCGUGUGAUACAGGCCAUCGCUAGUUUACAGCACCUGGUUAAACUUGACAUAUCCGGCGAGGCUUGCUAUAGCUGUACAGGAAUUAGGUUACUUAAAAGUGCCUCGAUAAGAAUCCUGGAUAUCGGUAGCUUUGGAAAAUUGAACUUAUGCCAAGACGCUUGUAGUGGUUACGAGUUGGUGGCCGAAAUUCUGGAAAAUUUACCGAAUUUGAACGUGCUGAAGACCUACUCAUUUACCGGACAUUCUUUGUUACUUCUCUACGAGAAAAACAGCAAUUUCAAGACGAAAUUGACGUAUAUCCACGCGACAGAUUGCGAUUUAAAUGUCUUCACUGCCAUGACCGCAACUUGCCCUUAUUUGGAAAAUGUUCAUGUGAACUGUCCUCGGGAAGGGGUGGUGGCUCGACUGGGGGAUGUCGGAAGACUGUUAGCAGUGAAAAUUACCAAGGGGGAAGAAGUUGAACUGAAAACGUUCCUUCGAGACUCCAGAAGUCACCUUGACACCCUCAAGUUAAACCACAGCGGCGGCUCCCUGGACCUCUCGGAACUCUGCGAGUCCGCCCCCUACCUUAGCACCUUAGAAUGUUACCAGAUGCACCUCAAAUUCAUAAAUCCACUGACAUUCUUUAUGUGUUUGAAAAAAGUGCACAUUUUAUACUGUGAUAUUAGUGAUAACGUGGUGAAAACGCUGCUGAGCAACGCACCAUUCUUAAGAAGUAUAACGGUCGGAUGUCCGCUUGAAAUGACCGACGGCGAUAUGUUUAGGAUUUUAGCUGAAUGUACCCUGGAAAACCUGGAAGAGCUCUUGCUAAACGAUGCCAGAUUCUUAACAGUUUUUUCCGUAGAACUUUUGGCCGAUAAUUGUCCUAAUUUGCGUCUUUUGGGCUCCUUAACCGGCUGGGAGGUGACGCAGGAACAAAUCGACUCCCUAAGGGUCUUAUUGGCUUUAUCGAAUGUUGAUUUAACUCUAUGGCCCCAAACAUAACCUCUGAUUAUACUCAAUAUAUUUAUUAAUGUAAAGUAAAAUGUCUGUUUUGUCACUGAUAGAGGUAAUAAAGUUGAAAAUGUAUAA